AUGUUUUUUAUGAGCACAGUUCGAACAGCUGUACUGUUAGAUGAAAAAGUCAACGAAGAUAUACAGAAUGCAAUAUAUAAACCACGUAAACAUCCUGGUGUUAUGAAAUAUAAAAAUGUUCAACUUCCAAUUGAGUAUAUCAAGGCAAUGGAAAAUUCUAUACAAGAUUUUCCAAUAAAGAAAUUAGUAAAUGAUGGCCAAGAAUUAAACAGAUACUUAGCUGGAAGACACCCGCCUCCCACACAGCUCGAAAGGCGAGAUAAAUAUGAACAAAUUAGAUUAAAAAUAUUAGAAAAGUCAAAAUAUAAAUUUACUGAUGACAUGCCGGAAGAAGAAAGAGUUAAACAAGAGAAAUUCUUGCAUAAUGAAAUAAUGGUAAAAUGUAAUAAACAAAUAUACGGCUGGAAGCCAAUGUCGUAUGAUGAUUUGGGAGCUCUGACUUAUAUGUUUGGAAGAUCUGCUCAGGAAUAUGCUGUACUUGUUAGAAUUUUUGGAGAAAUAUAUGACAGGGUUCCUGAUUUCAAACCAAAAAGUUUCUUGGAUUUUGGGUCAGGUGUAGGCACUGGUACAUGGGCAGUAAACCAUUUUUGGAAAUCAAACAUUUUUGAAUAUUUCUGUGUUGAUUCAUCAAGUUCAAUGAACGACUUGGCCGAUAUUAUUCUCAAAGGUGGCCGGGGGAAUAAACUGAACCCUAUAAAAGGAAUCUCAUAUAGACAGUUUUUGCCUGCAGCAAGAGAGAUCAGAUACGAUAUAGUCCUAUGUGCCUACACCCUUUUCGAAAUGUCGACACCAGAAUUGCGUUUGGAGAAACUGGUAAAAUUGUGGAACAAAACUGAACAAUUUUUAGUUAUCGUAGAAAUGGGAACGAAUGCUGGAUUCAGAUUGAUUUCUGAAGCACGAGACUUUCUGUUGCAAUAUGAUGCAGAAAUAUUCGCCCCGUGUCCGCAUUCCAAACCAUGUCCACGAUUCAUGACAGAUGAAACCCCAUGCAAUUUUGAAGUAAAAUAUUCAACUAUACCUCUAGCCGCUGUAUCCCAAAUCAAAACAGAACGAUUCAGUUACAUAGUUCUCAGAAAAAAAGCAAUCAGCGACUCAUCAACAGAUGGUGAUUCUGUUACUUGUACUUGGCCGAGAAUAGUUAGGCCCACUUUGGUGAGGUCGAAACACACCGUGUGCAGAAUGUGCACUUCUGAUGGUCAAUUAAAAGAAGUCGUUGUUACUGCUGCUAAACAUGGAAAAACGGCUUACCAUUGUGUGAGGUCGAGCAAAUGGGGUGAUUUGUUACCCGUUACUUUAACAGAAGUCGAGAAAAAGUCAAGAUUUAGUCAUAGUGAUAAUGAGACUGAUGAAUAAGCUAACUAUCUAUAUAUUAAUUAUAUAAGUUUAUAAAAUAUAAGUUUGAUAAUAUAAACGUAUAAGAAAUUUGUAUUUAUAUUCAACAAUAGAAGAUUUA
Molecule: messenger RNA, 1453 nt
Organism: Ctenocephalides felis (cat flea)
Lineage: Eukaryota; Metazoa; Arthropoda; Insecta; Siphonaptera; Pulicidae
Product: methyltransferase-like protein 17, mitochondrial
Exons: 8
Coding region: 1-1353 (450 amino acids)
Biological process (GO): translation
Cellular component (GO): mitochondrial small ribosomal subunit
Molecular function (GO): structural constituent of ribosome; methyltransferase activity
Source: RefSeq, a predicted model, not a curated record